UUGGUCGUCUGGUGCACGGGUCGCCGUCGAGGGUGGCAGGUUAUUGCCGUCGAGAUUCGAGAUCGUUGACUGUCAUCGGGGACAUUUAACCGGACAUUAAACGUUACAUCAUGGCAUCGGCAACGGAGCAACAGCAACAGACCACCUUGGAAUUCUAUCAGGCAAUGGCAGAUUUUAAAAACAUGUUUCCACAGAUGGACGACGACGUUAUCGAGGCGGUUUUGCGAUCGAACCAAGGAGCAGUAGACACGACGAUCGAUCAGCUACUUACGAUGAGUACGGAUAACGAGAACGAGAAAAUUAGAGGCGAACUGGAGCAAAACGAGGAACCGCCAAAGGUGAUCUCGAGACCAGGAAAGGAGGACAACAGCGAUUCACUGAAAAGUAUCCACAAGUGGCAACCACCGCUGUUGGGACCAUUACCUGAUAAUUUCCUAAGGCUUCCUCAACAAUUGACCGAAGAAUCCGAUAGCAUACAAGCCUUGGUCGCUUCCGAGAAUACGAGGCUCGAUGACGAAAGGAUCGUUAUGUUUCUUCAAAAUGAAGAAUUCAUGGCAGAGUUGCGAUGGAACGAGGACUUUUUAUUGACACUGGAGAAUGAUGCAAAGGUGCAGCGAGCUGAACUCGAGAACGGUGGAGAUUCGAUCACCCACGACGACGAAGACUUGUUUAAAGAGAGAUUGAAAAACAUGGGGAAAGUGUCGCGCCGGAAAUUUGCCCAGCUGACGAAGGUGUUCACUCGUAGUAAGAAGAAAAAUGGACGUCACCUCUUGCCUCCGACAGCAUCCUGCGACGACCUCUUAGAUCCCGAAGACUCGACAAGAUCUCAGUCUUAAUUCAGUGCUGCCCCAACAAAGUCAAUUUUAAACAUAUUCCAAUGUGACUCAUCGAUUAACAGUUACGGGUGUUAACGACAGGAAUCUGUUGCAGCUAUAAACACUCUAGAUUAAAGUCAUUUUGUCUACGACGCAAUGGAGGACAGUCGGUAUGGUUUGAUGUUGCCAUAUUUAGAAGUAUUCAAUCGUUAGAGCAUAUAAAAAGUUUUGAGAAAAAUGCAAUAUGCUUUAUAUAAUUUAUUCUAACAAAUACGUUUCCUUAGACUAUUCAUCAUUUUUGUUAAGAGUCCAAGUUAUGCUAAUUUAAUGUAAUGAAGUACAUGUUCGAUUGGAUUCCUUUCAUGCAAUCGGAUAGUAAGUAAUUACUUGCAGGGCUACAUAUAUAUAAUUAUACAAUACACAGGCGUUUAGCAACUGAUAUUAUCCAAAGUCAUGUAAGAGUAUCUGCAUAUAUCAAAUACUAUGGCUGAUACAGGCAAACCUUUCCUUCUUCAGAGCAAAGGCUCGUGGAAAAAAAUAAUCAGGGAUAGUUUUUAUAGAUUUUAAAUAAUCGUAAAAUUAAGUUGUUACAAAGAAGACUUGGGAGGUCUAACGUUUCGUUAAAAAAAAGAUUAUUACUUUGUAGAGCACUUGAGGGAUAGAAAAGGUAACAUUUGUGACGAGUCAAAGGGGACUACACAUUGCAGGAAAUGAAUGGACAUUGUUUUGAAGAGGAAACUGCAAGAUAAUAGUAAAACAGCUUUGUAAUUUACAACGGUAUAACCAACGGUCUGGAGUCUAUUUUCCUUUAAUAAAAUAAUAUCUUAUGUUCUUAGAAUACAUUGGUUAAUAAUUCUAUUAAUGCCAGUGAUAAUAUAUCGUACUCAUUUUGGGUAAUUAAUUCCUUACUGUGAUUGGUAUUCCGUUAUCUCGGAAUCUCACUAGAUUGCUAAAUAUGUUCAGUUAAGUUAGCAUUCGGCAAUGUAAUUCAAGCAAGUUUAAAUAAAAAGUUAUAUUUAGUUUUUACAGAUGCCUUUGCAUCCACUUCUUGAGGUCCAUGAGCCAUGUUCCUAGAUUAGCGAUAAGUUAGAGUGCAUUAAAAGCCCUAAAUUUCUUACGGAUAAAAUUAAAAUUAUUGUAGCUCUAAAAAUUUAGCACCGCAAACGUGAUGGGAGCUGCGUGU
Molecule: messenger RNA, 1998 nt
Organism: Orussus abietinus
Lineage: Eukaryota; Metazoa; Arthropoda; Insecta; Hymenoptera; Orussidae
Product: CUE domain-containing protein 1
Exons: 4
Coding region: 111-836 (241 amino acids)
Molecular function (GO): ubiquitin binding
Source: RefSeq, a predicted model, not a curated record